Molecule: messenger RNA, 3321 nt
Organism: Haliotis rubra (blacklip abalone)
Lineage: Eukaryota; Metazoa; Mollusca; Gastropoda; Lepetellida; Haliotidae
Product: protein artemis-like
Exons: 14
Coding region: 165-2270 (701 amino acids)
Biological process (GO): double-strand break repair via nonhomologous end joining; interstrand cross-link repair; protection from non-homologous end joining at telomere
Molecular function (GO): 5'-3' DNA exonuclease activity; damaged DNA binding
Source: RefSeq, a predicted model, not a curated record
ACGCGAGCUCUUAAUUAGUAAACAGACUGAUCGCAACAGAAGAACGGUUUGGAAUAUUCUCCGAAUGGCUGAUGCAGCAUCAAACUGUGGUUAAAACUCCAUCAUCAUUUAAAACUCUUCUUCUUCUUGCUGCCACAGAAGGAAAGGGAAGCUGAGCAGACAGGAUGAGUUGCUUCCAGGGUCUCAUGUGGGAGUACACCAGUGUGUCUCUGGACCGCUUUGAUGGCCGCAAUCUCUCCUCCACUGUCUUCUUCCUCUCCCACUGUCAUAAAGAUCACAUGGUGGGUUUGCACUCUUCAAGAUUUCAUGAAAAGUUACAGUCAAGGAUGGACAUCUUCUUGUACUGCUCUGCUGUGACACAGACUCUGCUGCUGACCGACCCACAGUACAUGCACCUCCGCAAGUUCAUAAAAGUUUUGGAUGUUGGCGUUCCGACUACAGUCACAAUUCCUGACAAAGGUGGUGAUGUCAAGAAGGUGUCCACAGUGCUGGUCACUCCUCUGGGGGCUGGACAUUGUCCGGGAUCACUCAUGUUUCUGUUUGAAGGAAAAGAAGGGACAUGCUUGUAUACAGGAGAUUUCCGCUGGGAAACCAACCAUGCACAGAAUCUACAGGCCUUUAAGUCGGGAGACAGUGUUAAGGAAAUCAAGAGCCUGUACAUCGACACAACGUUCUGCAUCGAGAACGCCUUCCACUUCCCGAGCCGCAGUGACUGUGCGGAGGCAGCAAGUGAGCUAGUGUCACGCUGGCUGGCUCAGUCGCCUGACCAUGUUGUGUCCAUCUCCUGCAAGUCCAAGUACGGCCAUGAACACUUCCUGCAGGAACUCAGUACCAACACACACCAGAAGGUACAUACAUCACGGGAGAAGUGUGACGUGUAUCAGCAGAUCGGUGAUCUACGCCAGGUCUUCACGUCAGACCCUGCAGCCAGAAUCCAUUCCUGUACCUUUGUGCCUGGCAGGUCUCCAUUGUCACGACUACCUUGUGGCUACGUCCCGGAACACGGCCGUGACAUCAACGUCCUCAUCCUCCGUCCCUCCACCAUGUUCUUUGCCCUCAACCGCCAUAAGUAUCGCAAUGAUGACCUAAUCGUGUACCCCAAGGGUUCCAGAGGUCUUCAUCGUGUGUGCUACUCCUUCCAUGCAUCGUAUGUUGAGGUGCGUGACCUCGUCAUGUACCUCAAGCCGCAGCGAGUCUUCCCAAAUGUCAUACCGCCCAAUGAACAGGAUUUGAGCAAGGUUCAGGCGAGACUGAACAGCUUCCUCAAGUUGGUGCAUUCGAAGCACAUUCCUUCCAUGGUGGCUCCCAAUAGUGUUCUCGGUAAACUCAAGGUCAGACAGAAAGUCUACCAUGGCAGAGAUUCCUCCCAGAGUGACUCCGAGAACCUGGUUUUUGACAGUCCUGUCAAGAUCCAGCCCUCCUCCCGCCAGAACCAUACCACCCCGUCCCAGACCAGUUCGACCUCCCCCAAGGACAGCGAGGAUAGUGUAGUGGACAGCUCGUAUGAGGGGAGCAUCAUCCAUGAUGAGGAGAUGGAUCUCACCAACACCCAGGACAUGGGGAAAGAGAAACCCUCCCUGCCUUUGUCCUCACAGGAACUGUUUGAAACCAAGGACAAGGAGGACAUGGUUGAGGACCCCACACUUGAAAACACACAGGAGUCCUACUGUCUGUAUGUGAGCGGAGAUGAGGACUGUGAGGAGGAGGACCGUGUCUCCGCUGUCAGCUACUGCGCCCAUGAUGAUGUUGUCGUCAUCGAGUCCAGUCAGUCGCAGGAUGACGUGUGUGAGAUCGACAUCCGUGAUCCUGCUCCAGGAUCCAGUGGUGAGGGGCGCUCACAUGUCAAGGUUGACACGUCUCACCAAGGAGAUGGAGACACAUCUCAUGGAUCUCAGGAUGGUGUCUCACAUGGUGAGACGUGUGAUGGAAAAGGGGACAAGGUCAUCUCCAUCAGGGUGGAUGAGGAUGAUGAUCUUGAAAUCAAGGACACUGCAUUUGAAUCAGGGAAAGGAGACAGCAAGGGUCCGAAAAAGAAAGAAGAGAUCUCCCAUGGUAGUGAUAUCUCAUCUGAAAUACUUGAUGAUGCUGGAGGCAUCUCUCUUGGAAAGUCUGAGAGAACUUCUCACAAAGAUGGAGACGCAUUAUGCAGAACUGGUGAUGGUAUCUCACAAGAGAAGGGAGAUGAUGUCUCAGAAGUAAAUGGAGAUGAAGAGUCGAGUCUGAAAAUCGGAAAUGGUAUUUUCCAGCAAGAAGGAUGGUGGACAGAGUAAGAAAAAGUCUGUGUUUGGGAAACAGAAAAGUUUUGAUCUGUUUGAUGAAGGAAAUGCAACAGAUAUUGAGGACAAUGUUGAGGAGGACAUUGCAGAGACACAGAGAUUUGAUGUAGACUUAGCUUCGGAUGCAGACACAUCUGUUUUGAUUCUAAAAAGACAAACCCUGUACAGACAAAUCCCAUACAAGCAAACUACAUACAGACAAUUCACAUAAAGACAAGCCUCGCACAGACAUCAGCAGGCACAAAGAGGCUACUGAGGACAGGGUGUCCAGCAUGAGGCUUCCUAUAAUGACCACCUUUAACGAUAGACUCAGUGGAGGAAAUAGUUAUUUUGGACAGUGAUGAUGAGAGUGACAAGGAGUCUGGUUUUCUGAGUGGAGGGAAAGAUUGUGUUAUGUCCGAAUUCAGCAUCAAGCGGAGGUUGCCCAUGUCUAUAAACAGUGCAGAAUAUGCAAGAAAUCUCAGCAACCUUGUGGCAAAGGUUGAGAAGAGGUUAGCGAGCUCGGACAGCGAUGUCAGCCCAAGAAAGAAGAUGCGACCAGACUUGUCCCGGAACUGUGAAUCCGACAGUGACGCUGACUCUGCCACCGAGUCAAGGAUCACGUGGAGGAUUGUUUCAUAGGAGUCUGUAUUACACGGACUCAGAGUCGGAGAGUGACUCGGACAGCGAGGCGGUGGAGAUUCUGUAUGAGACGGAUGCUAACGGUGAUCGGUUUGACGUUUUGGGAAAUCCGAUGCCAACCCAGCCAUCGAUGAUGACUGUGUGUGUCAAGACUUUAAAUAGACCCCUAGUCAGCAGUACAACUAGUUGCAUGGACAACGGCAGUAACAGCAGCGAUGUCAUCGACUUGACAGAGGAGCCUGAAGAUGAUGACUGUGCUGAUCAUAUCCAUGGUAACAGCAAUGAUAAAGUUGAAAGCAACCUUGACAAAAUGGAAAGCAACCAGGAGAAGGUGGAAAGCAGUAGUGAAGAGAUGGAAAGCAGUCAUGACAUGGUAGAGGUCAGACAUGAUAAAGAGGAAAGCAGUGAUGGUAAACAGGAUAAA